AUGACGCAGUGGGCUGACUGCCAACCAACCAACCAACCAACCAGCCAGCCAACCAGCCAGCCAACGAACCAACAAUCCACAAAGCAGGUUAGCAUCAGCGGUUCGCUAGUGCGGGUGUGGGAGCUGUACAUACUUAUUUACCAUGUGCAGCGUUGCGCUACAGGAAUCGCCUUUAGUAAUUUGUUCAAUGCAUAUUCAGUACUCAUACAUGAGCCUGGAAUGGAGGACGAUAUCAGCGACGAUGGUAAUCCGCCACCAUCGCUGCCGCCACCGGCUUUAAAUGUCGGCACCAGCAAGGAAGGUAAUUCACUAAAUUUAGGUAUGGCACAAAUAGUUGUUACUGCCGCAACCCCAAUGGUUGAAGACGGCACAGAUAAAUCUUUCCCUCCGGUAGGAGAGAGUGAUGGCGGCAGUACAGCUGAAGCUGCAGCAACAGCGAAAACUGCCAGCGGCGGCAACGACAAGGUUGUAAAGCAGAAAAAAGUGGAACCCAAAUCAGUGGCACCAGCAGCAGCGGCCGAUGAAAAUGAGAAUCAUGAAGACGACACACACUCAUCCGAUCAGGAUCCCGACUCCGAGGUAAAAACUCUGCAGGAAGCCGAAGAUCCAUUCAAUGAGAAGGGCAGCGGUGAUGCUGGCGACGGAUUCGAGGCGAAUUUCGAAGCACAUUUCGAUGCCAACUUCGAUGAUGCUUUCUCCGGCGGUGCACAAUCAGCAGAUAUCAAUGCCGAGCUAAGCGCUGAUGAUGUACAAACACCCAAGCAGGUGGUGGGCGGACGUGCAAGCAUACCUGAGGAAUUGGACUCAAAUCAAUUGGCACGAUUGCAGAAUCUAAAAGAGUCAAAUGCAUAAACGCAGCAAAUAAAUAAAAGUGAACAGAUUGAAUGAGCAGUUGCAUUUAAAUACAAACAUAGUACUCAUAAAAUACAGCAAUGAAAAUGCACAGUGGGA
Molecule: messenger RNA, 951 nt
Organism: Rhagoletis pomonella (apple maggot)
Lineage: Eukaryota; Metazoa; Arthropoda; Insecta; Diptera; Tephritidae
Product: protein nervous wreck-like
Exons: 5
Coding region: 1-852 (283 amino acids)
Source: RefSeq, a predicted model, not a curated record